Molecule: messenger RNA, 1134 nt
Organism: Pseudogymnoascus verrucosus
Lineage: Eukaryota; Fungi; Ascomycota; Leotiomycetes; Thelebolales; Thelebolaceae
Exons: 2
Coding region: 1-1122 (373 amino acids)
Biological process (GO): protein histidyl modification to diphthamide
Molecular function (GO): metal ion binding
Source: RefSeq, a predicted model, not a curated record
AUGGUUACAUACUAUGAAAUCCUGGGGCUCCCCAACUCACGGGACGCAGCAAGAUUUCUCACCCCACAGCUCCUGAAGGCAGCAUAUCGGAAAUCACUACUCCAGCACCACCCAGACAAAGUCCAGCAAGUUUCCUCGCCAGAGCCUGGCUCUACAAAGGCUACAAAUAAACAACCCAGUAGUGCCUAUACUGUAGAUCAAAUAACAAAAGCCUACUCCAUCAUAUCAACGCCGAAGCUCCGUGAGGAAUAUGACAGAGAGCUUGCCUUGGAGUCUCAGCGGACGGGCGAAUUUGGAGCCCAGCAGAGGAAUGGAUUCCGCACGGGCGUAGAGACCGUUGAUCUGGAUGAUCUGGACUUUGAUGAGAAAGAGUCACUGUGGUUCCGGAGCUGCAGGUGUGGAGACGAUCGUGGAUUUUUGAUUCGCGAGGAGGAUCUGGAAGAAGCUGUAGAUGACGGAGAACUUGCUGCUCCCAAAUCCGCCCCUCCCGCAGCAAAGCAAGCUCUCAUACUGGACUGGUUCCACAGAUCACUCAGCGCCCACUCCUUCAAGGACCUCGAAAAAGCACUUCCGGCCGUCGCCUCGAUCAGUGGGAUGGUUGUCAAAGACUAUCUUCAAGCCCUCAGCGACGAAGGAUUGAUCAAAGUUGAGAAAAUAGGAAGCGGCAACUGGUACUGGGCGUUCGUCUCAGACGCGAAGCAAAGCAAGGAGAAAGUCCUCCACGACCUCCAGGCCGAAGAGACAAAGCUGAAGAUAUCGAUUGCCGACAUUAAGAAACACAUUACUGAGGCAACUGCUCAAAGAGAUGAAGAUGAUGAAAUGUUGGAAGACAACGGCAUGGACAGGCAGGCACUGUUGGAAGCUCACGAGCGACUCCUGAAAGAAACGGCGUCACUGGACAAGGAAUUGGCUGCAUACAGCGGAAGCGACCCUACAGAAGUUCUUCGCAAAGAAAAGGAGAUUCAGAGUUUGAAAGAUGAUGCAGAGCAGUUCACGGACAACCUCGAAUGCAUCCGGAGCUACCUGCUGGACCUCACCAACGACAGAGAGCAGGUGGCUCUGGUGAUGCAAUCGACGUGUGGAGAUGAAUAUAUCCCUGGUGAAGGGCUCAAGGAACUUUGAACAGGGGAGGAG